UCUCCACUAAACUCCCCAAGUUCCAACAUCACUGAAAACUCACACACUUCCGACCAUGAAACCACCACCUUCGUCACUUAACUCAGCACCAUUCUUCCUUCUUCUCCUCCACCUUGCCGUCUCCUCCGUCGCUCCCACCACUGAAACACCUUCUUCCUCCUCCUCCUCCUCUACUCUAGACCCCAAACAAAUUGAAGCACUUGCUUCCCUCAACAUUCCCACCGCAAGAGACCCUUGCAUUCAACCUUCGCCUCACAAAGCCACCGUAUGCGACAGGUCCGAACCCUUCCGCCACCUUGUUUCCCUCCACCUCUUCAACUGCUCCGCCGAUCUUUCCCUCUCCUUCACAGCUCUUAAAUCCCUCUCUUCACUUCAUUCACUUUCCUUCACUAACUGUCACACUUCCCCUAUCCGUUUCCCUUCCGAUCUCGCCCUUUCCCUCACUUAUUUCUCUUGCAUUCUCUCCUUCCGCCGCCUCACCGGCGUCUGGCUCUCGCGUUUCGUUAACCUCACAGAUCUCACAGUUUCUUUCACCCCGGUUAACACCACUGGCCUUUAUGUGAUCCUUGGGAAUAUGCACAAGUUGAAGACUUUAACCAUUUCUCAUGCUAAUCUCACCAGUUCACUUCCGAGACACCUGCGUCAGAAUCUAACCCAUGUUGAUUUGUCUGAUAACAAGCUCAAAGGAAACAUACCACCUUCCAUUACCCUUCUUGAAGAUCUUGAGUACUUGAACCUUUCUUCAAAUGGCCUACAUGGGGUGAUUCCAACUCAGUUUGGUGACUUGAUAUCAUUAGAGAAUCUAUCUUUGGCUUCCAAUUCAUUUUCUGGGUCAAUCCCAGAUUCAAUAUCAGCUAUAACAGGCUUGGUUCAUGUUGAUCUGAGUAAUAACCAGUUCAAUGGCACUGUCCCAAGGUUUUUCUCAGAGUUGAAAGGCUUGAAAGUGUUGAAACUUGAGAACAAUGAGCUUCAUGGGGUUUUGCCUUUCAAUGCUAGUUUCAUGAAGAAACUAGAUGUUUUCAAGGUUGGUGGGAAUAGCAAUUUGUGUUACAAUCAUUCUGUUAUAUCAUCAAAAUUGAAGCUUGGGAUUGCUCCUUGUGAUAGUGAUUCUUCAGAUUAUGAUGAGGGUGAUAAUGCAGAUGACACAGGUGAAAAGAAGGAUCAACAUCAUGGGCCAAAUAAGGUUGUUCUUGGUGUUGCAAUUGGCCUUUCUUCAAUAGUUUUCCUUAUUGUUUUCUUAAUUCUUCUCUCAAAAUGGUGUGGUUGAAAACAGUAAUUUUGGUUCUUGAUUAUAUUUUUAGACUAGGGGGGAAAUUGGUUAUUAGAGUUUUCAUUUAUUUAUUAUUGAAAUUUGAUACACUUGAUUUAUGAUAAAUGAAGAAGGAAAAAGAUAGC
Messenger RNA from Hibiscus syriacus, 1395 nucleotides. Its product is annotated as receptor-like protein 51. Lineage: Eukaryota; Viridiplantae; Streptophyta; Magnoliopsida; Malvales; Malvaceae. Gene Ontology annotation, molecular function: protein binding. The record is from RefSeq and is a predicted model, not a curated record. The coding region runs from base 56 to 1267 and encodes 403 amino acids. The transcript has a single exon.